Helianthus annuus (common sunflower) is the source of this 962-nucleotide messenger RNA. RefSeq names its product ER membrane protein complex subunit 8/9 homolog. Bases 110 to 730 code for a protein of 206 amino acids. NCBI's taxonomy places the organism in Eukaryota, Viridiplantae, Streptophyta, Magnoliopsida, Asterales, Asteraceae. The transcript is spliced from 5 exons. Gene Ontology annotation, cellular component: EMC complex. The record is from RefSeq and is a predicted model, not a curated record.
GACACCAAACAAAUGGGCCGGGUGAAGAUAUAUUUGCAUGGAUCGAUCUGGUGGCCAUCGGAUCUCUCACCCCCUUAUUUGCGGUUGAAUUCGAAAACCCUAGCUAGCGAUGAACAACAGCAACGGCGGCGACUGUAGAUACGUGAUCGAUCAAAAUGCUUACAUUAAGCUGGUCCUCCAUGCCUUGAAGCACAAGACCUCAGCCGUUAACGGCGUCCUCCUCGGCCGCCUCUCCGGCGAAGUUGUUGAAAUCGCCGAUUCGGUUCCUCUUUUCCACUCUUCUCAGAUCGGACUUCUUCCUCCUCUCGAGAUCGCCUUAAUUACGAUAGAAGAGUAUUACAGCUCUCAAGGACUGAGUAUCGUCGGUUAUUUCCACGCUAAUGAGCGAUUCGAUGAUCUCGAGCUCGGUACUGUUGCUAGGAAUAUUGCGGAUCAUGUCUAUCGUUAUUUCCCCCAAGCCGCGCUACUUCUGCUAGAUAACAAAAAGCUUGGAGCCUUACGAAACAACAAGGAUAUGGCUCCUGUAAUGCAGCUUUAUACACGAGACUCAUCUAAAAGUUGGAAACAUGUUGAGUCAAACGGGAACAAGCGGUUGACCACCAAGGAGCCAUCUGCCAACAUUGUCCUAUUGGAUUAUAUUUCAUCCGAGAAAUGGAAUGAUGUUGUCGACUUUGAUGACCACCUUGACGACAUAAGCAAGGAUUGGUUGAAUUCUCAACUCUUUAAGUGACAUUCCAAUUUGGCAAGCAAAGAUAGAUCAAGACUCUUAAACGCGCCUUCUUUCCCCAUCUCCUGUAACCUGUGUGUUGUUUUUGAUUUAUUGAGUUUGAAUCGAACACGGAUCAACUACUUUUUUAACUGUAUCAGGAGCAAACAUUGUCUUUUAGAUUAAAGUUAUGAUUUACAAACAAGUUGCCGUCAGUUUCCUUUUUUUUCUAGAAACUCAGAAGGUUAUACUUGAA